UGUGUGUGUGUGCGCAGCCAUUUUGGGGAAGGUUGUUCAUCAUCGACGAGCCUGUGCCAUAUUAGCUGCUCGAAAAGACUUCCAGGAAACCGAGGCAAAGGAGAAAACAAACCAAAAAACCACCCCUUCGACGACACGCCGUUAAAUAUGGGACCGCCGGGAGCCAAACCACGCCACAAGCCGACUGACAGGACGGAGGAUUUCAGCUGGAUUGUCGAUUUAUCUUGACAUGGCAUGCAGCAGGGCGAGUUGGAGGCUGUGACGACGGAAGAAAAGAGGAGAAGCACGAAAACAAACAAGCGCAGCAAACACCUCGAAACUCAGAGAUUUUCUCCGCUCCACGGUCGUCCUCGGUUGUUGAUUCCCUGGCUGGUUGUCGUUGUUGUUUUUUUCUUUCUUUCUCCGUCGACGCGGUUGUUGACUUGAGCAAAUUGUAACCCAAAAUGCUGACCACAGGCGAAAACAGUUAGUCGGUCAACCGCUGCGAAAAGUCGCUUUGACUCUCACCGCACAGACAGCCACGUUAAACCGGGCGAAAAAUGUAAAAAAAUAAACAACGCGUCAAUAUCAAAUAUGACUGUACGCUAGCCAACCUUACGCUACCACACAUGGGCCUCACUUACGCCAAUCAGUCAAAAGAUAAGAUGUAGCUAUUUAGCUGGGUCACUACUAGUUAGUGUUGAAGUGAAAGCCUAGGUUAGCUUGCUAGCUCGCCUUAGCUAGUGUGCUAAAAAUACGCCGUCAUGACUAUCGACAGUGGCAGCACCGCAGGCCGUGGGCCAAAUGAAUGGCAGUAGGAAAAAUCUUAGAAAUGUCAAGUUACCUUUGUAGCAGCCUUCGAUGUUAUCGGGUGCCAAUAUCUCCUGGCAUCUGCAUUAUUUACCUGCCAUGUUUGUCUGUACCCCCGAUCUGUCUGUAACACGUAGGCCUACAUAACGCAAUCUCUGCAGAGAAAUAAACACAAAACGACAGCCAUGGAUGAGGGACUUUGAAGUGACCCCCCCGCCCCCAGUAAAUACUAGAAUAUUUGUCUGCUUGCUAGUUUGUGUAGUCUUCAGUUUCACUAGCAAGGUGUUUUAUUGGUAUGGAUGUUGACAGUAGCAGCCCUUUCUGUUGAUGUCAGUAACAUUCACCAAGAGAAGGUGCAUCUAAUUUGAGUUGCUCUUUAGUUUAAAAUCUCAGUUUGUUAACUCUGUGCCGAUGACUUGUUGAGUAGAAGCUCAUUUGGCUCUCAUUGAAAAGUCAUGUCUUAAACGUCAAAUUUUUGAGUAAGGUAUAAGGAGAUAUAGUCUUAGUAAUCCCUCCCUCUCCACAUUGUCCUUUUUACACAAUCAAAAAUGACUUAGCUUCUGUUUUUUGAUUUGUUUACCUUUUUCCGUUGGUAGUUAGUGGGUGUUUCAAAGAGCUACAGAGUUUGAUAAGUUGUCUCUGCAAAGGGUAGCUAGCUCCAUCUCUAUAUAGACAAAAGUAGAGAGUACAGUCCAAAUAUUCUGUACAAGAGAAGACAUUACCAUCAAAAUCUAACCAUGGGGGACCCAACUUCUCGAAGAAAUCAAACAAGGAAUCGCCUUCGAGCUCAGCUUCGGAAGAAAAGGGAAUCUUUGGCUGAUCAGUUUGACUUCAAGAUCUAUAUUGCCUUCGUAUUCAAAGAAAAGAAAAAGAAGUCUGCACUUUUUGAGGUAGCUGAAGUGGUGCCAGUGAUGACCAACAACUAUGAAGAAAACAUCCUCCGAGGUGUGCGGGAUUCCAGCUACUCUCUUGAGAGUUCCAUAGAGCUCCUGCAAAAAGAUGUUGUGCAAUUGCACGCCCCCCGAUACCAGUCAAUGCGCAGGGAUGUGAUAGGUUGCACACAGGAGAUGGAUUUCAUCCUUUGGCCGCGCAACGAUAUUGAGAAGAUUGUCUGUCUCCUGUUCUCCAGAUGGAAGGGGGCUGAUGACGAACCCUUCAGGCCUGUUCAGGCCAAGUUUGAAUUUCAUCAUGGAGACUAUGAGAAGCAAUUACUGCACGCUGUGGGCCGCAAGGACAAGGCUGGAAUGGUCAUGAACAACCCAACUCAGUCUGUAUUUCUCUUUAUGGAUCGACAGCACUUACAGACUCCUAAAACCAAGGCAACAGUUUUCAAGUUGUGCAGCCUCUGCCUGUACUUGCCCCAGGACCAGCUGACCUGCUGGGGUGUGGGAGACAUCGAGGAUCACCUCCGCCCAUACAUGCCUGAUUAAGGCGUCCUCCUCCUCCUCCUCCUUCUCCUCCUCCCAGUCACAUAGGGAAAACCCCUUCCCCUCCCUCCUACCUAAUCCCACUGAAGCAAGUUGGUCUAUUCAUCUCCACCGGCUUCCAUUUGAUAGAAUUGAACUUGUGCUUGGAUCUCUCCUUUGUGUUCGUUUUCCCCUCCCUGACCUGAGGCUGAUUCAGUUCCCAUCCUUUUUUUAUUGGUUCCCCCCUUUUGUUCUUUUUCUCCCUCUUCAUGCCCUCCUACUCGCUCAUUCAUUUUUGUUUAUUUGAACCUGCACGAACAUUGAUUUUGAGUGGUUGGUUGUUCUCUUGGAGCCGCACUAUUAACGGCACCGGUCAUUGAAGGAACUCUUUAUGUUGCAUCUAAACAGGAACAAACAAUAUACAGGUCUUCAUGAUGGUCCUCAGAUGGACAUGUUUGAUAUCCUUGUUGUCAUGAGAAAGGAUUGUUAAAGCUUGUUUGUAAUGUCAAGGGGGGAUUUCUAGAACAACUUUACACAAUCUUUUGACAAAGGACGGGUGCAAAUAGGUGUUUAACCUCCUGUAUAAGCAAAGAUAACAGGAUGAACAAUAUUUGUCAAAAAAAAAAUCAUUUGGUGUAGGUAUUGCUUCUUUUUACAAACCGCCUUAGGUUUUUUUUGCUGGACUUUUUUUUUCCCCCCUCCAUUUUUGGGUGUCAUUUGCUUUCCUCUGAAACACGCUAGGCAGACCUUUGCUAAAAUCUCAUGAGUGACUUGAGAGGUGUGAUGUAGACAAAGUUGAGACAUGUUGGUUUAAUGCUGAAGGUUAUUGUCACCAUGCAAGCUGUUCAUGCACUAUUCAUUCAAGCUACUGAGAUCUGAUGUAUGUUUUGUUUAUAUUUCGGGUGUGGGUUGGUGGGAAGUUGAAAUGGUGACAGACUAAUGGUUAAACCUUGUUGUACCUAACAAAAGAAAAAAGAAAAAAAAGUCAAAAAUUAACCAAAACGUAUUUGUGUUUAAUUUGACUGACUAAAGA
Molecule: messenger RNA, 3228 nt
Organism: Myripristis murdjan (pinecone soldierfish)
Lineage: Eukaryota; Metazoa; Chordata; Actinopteri; Holocentriformes; Holocentridae
Gene: c11h6orf62
Product: chromosome 11 C6orf62 homolog
Exons: 5
Coding region: 1527-2219 (230 amino acids)
Source: RefSeq, a predicted model, not a curated record